Molecule: messenger RNA, 381 nt
Organism: Saprolegnia parasitica CBS 223.65
Lineage: Eukaryota; Oomycota; Saprolegniomycetes; Saprolegniales; Saprolegniaceae
Exons: 1
Coding region: 21-299 (92 amino acids)
Source: RefSeq, a predicted model, not a curated record
UUCCCAUCCUUCCGCACAACAUGGCAUCAUCUUCCUCGUCUACCUCUGCCUCUCGAUGGAGCUUCCUGCCGUCGACGUACUCCCUCCAUGCAUGGCUGCCUGCCACGACCAUUGCCCAAGCGACGCCGACGCCAUUCACCAAGGACGCCGACGUCGACGGCUGGGUCUUCCUCGGCAAGGAAACCGACAUCAAGAGCUUCACAUACGCCGACGUCGCCGCCGGCAAGCGCGAGCAGGUCGUCGACGAGACCAACAAGGACUACGUUUGGCUGCCGACGCUGCCCGAUACGACGCGAUAAGCGCCGCUCGCUAUAUAUCCAGAUUAACUUAAAUACCCAGAAAGAGUAAAGACGACUUUAUAUAAGAAACACACGCGAUGGC